Geosmithia morbida is the source of this 987-nucleotide messenger RNA. Its product is annotated as Glycosyl hydrolase catalytic core. The record is from RefSeq and is a predicted model, not a curated record. The transcript is spliced from 2 exons. Bases 1 to 987 code for a protein of 328 amino acids. NCBI's taxonomy places the organism in Eukaryota, Fungi, Ascomycota, Sordariomycetes, Hypocreales, Bionectriaceae. Gene Ontology annotation, biological process: fungal-type cell wall polysaccharide metabolic process. Gene Ontology annotation, cellular component: fungal-type cell wall.
AUGGUCAAGAUCUCGAUCGCGUCGGUAGCAGCGGUGCUGAUAGGUGUCGCGUCUGCCGCCGACUCGCCGUCUCCUUCCAAGCGCGGCCUAUGCUUCGUCCCGGACGAGAAGCACCCCGACGACAACUCCAUCUGGACCGAACCGGGCAGCGACCUGUCAUGGUACUACAACUAUGGCGAGCUGCCGUCUCCCGUCUACAGCGGCAAAGACUCGUUUGAGUUCGUCCCCAUGAUGUGGGGAGCCAACUCGUCGAAUCCGGAAGACACGACCUGGCUCGACUCAGUCACCAGCCUCAUGGAUGACCAGGGCGUCAACGUCAGCCACGUCCUGGCCUUUAACGAGCCCGACGCACCGUCCAGCUGGGGAGGCAGCGACCUGGACCCCAAAAUCGCCGCCCGCGCCUGGGUCGCCAACUUUGAGCCUCUUGCCAGGCGAGGCGUCAAGCUCGGUCUGCCUGGGUGCACCGGCGGAACCGGCAGCCUCCCAUGGCUGCGGCAAUUCCUCUCCAACUGCUCCGACAUCUUGGCGGAGAGGAGCGAGAGCAGCAGCAAGCGCAACUGUACCUGGGACUUCCUCCCUGUGCAUUGGUACGAUAACUUUGAAGGCCUGGCCUCUCACAUUGGUGAACGUCGCGGCGAAUGGCCCGGUGCCGAAAUCUGGAUUACCGAAUACGCCUAUGCCAACCAGGACCUCUCAGCCACUCAGGCCUUCUACAACGAGACGGCAGAAUGGUUCGACGGCCAAGACUACAUUGGGCGCUACAGCUACUUCGGCGCGUUUCGCUCCGAUAAUUCCAAUGUCGGUCCGAACGCUGCCUUCCUCAGCAAAGGCGGCCAGCUGACUGACAUUGGGUCGUGGUAUCUCGGCUUCAGCGCAACGGGCGUUGAUCCCCAGAGUAGCAAGGAGAGCCCCGCCGCUUCAACCUACCCUACGACUCGAACUGCCACGUUGGCUAUGGCAUUCUUAGCUCUGUCGGCCAUGCUCUGA